AUGUCGACUGCGGUCUCAGGAUCAACCGCUAUUGAACCAAAGCGGUUAUCGCACUUCCGGAAGCGGCUCAUUAUCCUCUGUGAUGGGACAGGGCAAGACUCCACAGCCAAUGAUCUCAAGUAUCCCACGAAUGUGACUCGCUUCGCCCGCGCCAUCAGCCCAUGGACUGAAGUUGAAACCGCGGGUGAAGGGAAGGUGCAAGUAGAGCAGAUUGUAUACUACCAGAAGGGUGUAGGGACGAACUCAAAGCUAGACUGGGGUUUGGGAGGCGCAACUGGAGCUGGCGUUGCAGCAAACAUCCGUGCCGCCUACGGCUUUCUCGCGCAUAACUACGACCCAGAUGACGAAAUCUAUUUCUUUGGAUAUAGUCGCGGCGCUUACACUGCCCGUGCUAUUGCAGGCAUGGUCACGGAGGUCGGAUUGCUUACCAAGCGCGGCAUGGAUGCUUUUCCGACGCUGUAUGAGGCACAUCAUAAGCGGCGCCUCAGUGGUAGCAAGAAGGGUACCAGCAACGAUUCGCCUAUCGAGGGGAUCGACUCCAAUUGGUAUCAUAAGGGCGCCGAGGAUUCCGUUCGGAUUAUCGGUGUGUGGGAUACAGUUGCGUUCCACAAGCCGGAAGUGGGAGAGCUCCUCGGUUACGAUGUUGAAGAUUUCGAGUUCGAGAACUUGGAGCUCUCACCGAAGAUUCAGUACGGUUUCCAUGCACUUGCGUUGGACGAGCGGCGGACGGUGUUCUCGCCAACUCUGUGGGGAUUGUCUCCGCAAGACAGCCGCACUGACAGAAUGAAACAGGUCUGGUUCAGCGGCCGACAUUCUGACAUUGGUGGAGGGGGUUCUGAUCCUCGUCUUUCGGACAUCACUCUCGCUUGGAUGAUUGCGGAGUGCGAGAAGACGAAGCUACUGAGCUUCGAUCAUAGUUACUGCGUCUCUGACUAUGAGAAGCUUGACCCUAACGAAUCUGAACCGUGGAAUACAACACUCGGAACCACCGAGGAUCCUGGGACGAGGGAUUUGCUCGACUUGGUGUAUCACUGGGCCGACGUCAUUCCUUUCAUGAACACGGUGGAUGACCGGCGACCAAUGUCUUUGGAUGGGACCACUAACGAGCAGAUCCACAAAUCUAUUGUUGAUCGCAAGCUUGCGCAGAAUUUGGACGGGGAAGACUGCGUUAUUUAUCCAUGCAAGCUGUUGACUGGUACUCAUGACGCGACAGGCUGGCAGCUACAGUGGGAUGCUGGGAAGUAUCUAAUGGAAGCAGAGAUCCAAGAUGUUGAGAUGAAGUACAAGGGAAGAGUAAGAAAUGCGAAGAGCAGCGGCUGA
Molecule: messenger RNA, 1320 nt
Organism: Coniosporium apollinis CBS 100218
Lineage: Eukaryota; Fungi; Ascomycota; Dothideomycetes
Exons: 3
Coding region: 1-1320 (439 amino acids)
Source: RefSeq, a predicted model, not a curated record